Molecule: messenger RNA, 1601 nt
Organism: Carassius carassius (crucian carp)
Lineage: Eukaryota; Metazoa; Chordata; Actinopteri; Cypriniformes; Cyprinidae
Product: GPALPP motifs-containing protein 1-like
Exons: 8
Coding region: 139-1380 (413 amino acids)
Source: RefSeq, a predicted model, not a curated record
CGGGACUCUUAAUUUGACAGAUUCCUACCAUUCCAGACCGGAAAUAAGCUGAUGUGUUUAUCGUAGCGUAUUUCCUGGUUUUGUGAACGAAUACAUGUGUGUUUUAUUAUUAUUUUUAACCACACAAUACUAUUUGUGAUGUCUACUCAAAACAUAACUGGACCCUCUUUGGCACCGACGAUGGAAAAAUGCAAAAAUGAUGAUUCAGACGAAGAAGGCGCAGUCAUAGGUCCAGCUUUGCCUCCAAAAUAUAAAGCUUCAGAGUCCUCCAGCUCAUGUGAAGACAGUGAUCAAGAGGAGGUUGUGUUCAAGAGAGCCAAAUACUCAUCAACAUCAUCAUCAUCAUCUAGGAACCGGCCUUCUUCAAACAGCAGGGGCUACUUGAAAGAUGAGAUGGAUAAAAAGCAAGUUCAUAUGGAUGAGGAGGAUGACGAUGGUUUCUUUGGUCCAGCUCUUCCCCCAGGAUAUCAAAAGCGAGACAAAUCACCAGAAAGGCCACCUUUACUAGGACCUGCACUCCCUCCAGGAUUUAAAAAACAAGAUGAGGAUGAAGAUGCAAAGGAUGACACCAGAGGGUUUUUAGGACCAGCUUUACCACCAGGAUAUCAAAACCAAGACAGAUCUCCUGAACGACCACCUGUAGGACCUGCUCUACCUCCAGGCUUUAAAAGACAAGAUGCAGAUGAAGAUGAAGAGGAGGGAAAAGAAGAUGCAAGAGGGAUUUUAGGACCAGCUCUACCGCCAGGUUACACACCAGCAGUGUCAAGCGGUGAAGAAGAAGAUGAAGAUGAUUAUGUCAUUGGACCAAUGCCAUCAAAAGCACCAUCCCAGGACUCUGUGGCAUUGGACAUUGAAAGAAGAGCUCAGAGAAUGAAAGACAAACUUACAGGAGUGGACACUGGCCCUAAAGUGGUCAGAGAGAGCUGGAUGAUGGAGUUGCCUCCUGAGUUGCAGCAUGUGGGCCUGGAAGCACGAACCUUUAAGAAAAGAUCAGGCCCUGAGAACAAAGACCGCUCAAUUUGGACUGACACUCCCGCCGACCGUGAACGAAAAGCUAGGGAACGACUAGAGGCUAAGGAAAAAGGUGAAUCUGCCAAGGAUGAUGGACCUCGUCUGCCUCAGAAAGAGAUUGAGAUGGCUGAAAAAGUUUCUAAAUAUAAUGAAUCCAAGCGUGGUGAAUCUCUCAUCAGUAUACACACUAAGAAGAUGAAAAGAAAGGCUGAGGAGGAUGCUUCAAAGCCUGUGGAAAGAAGACCAUUUGACAGAGAUGCUGACCUUCAAGUCAAUCGGUUUGAUGAGGCUCAAAAAAAAGCUUUGCUCAAGAAGUCACAAGAGCUGAACACCCGAUUUUCACACAGCAAAGACCGCAUGUUCCUAUGAGGGACAUUCAGCAAAUCUAUCUCUUGUUGUCAAGGAUUCUUAUUAAAGGAAUGUUGUACUGCACUGGAAUCAUUGCAGCAUCAUCGUCAUUAAAACAUUUAUGUACUUUGUUGACAAUUAUAUGUAAAAUUUAGAGGACCUCCUGAGGUUCCUCCUGAAUUCGUCUUUUAUAUACCAAUGGUUAAUUGUAAGAGAUAAUGCAUUAAAAUGUCGAUAAUUUU